Poecilia reticulata (guppy) is the source of this 2050-nucleotide messenger RNA. The record is from RefSeq and is a predicted model, not a curated record. Lineage: Eukaryota; Metazoa; Chordata; Actinopteri; Cyprinodontiformes; Poeciliidae.
CACUGCAAAAACACAAUCUGAAAAGUUUUUCAGUCUGAUUUCUGUUGCAAACAUCUCAGUACACUUAGAAUAAAACAGUUUAUAAAUAAACUAAAAAAAUGUCCCUUAGGGUUUUCCAAGUUAUAAGUGAAAUAAUAAAGGAAUAACUGAAUUUCAUCURCUAAAGACUUACUUGGAAGUUAGUUUGUCUCAUUUCAAAUGUACUCAGAUAUUCACACUAGAAACUAAACUCAAUACUUGGUAAGAUUUUGUGUUUUUGCAGUGCAGGAACAACUAACAAAAUGCUUAAUCAGCRUUCUGAGACAGAGGAGAUCAAAUGUGACGAUGUCUGUGGAGGCAACAUCAGCAGACAAACACUGAUAUUAAACAAGUUUAAUACAUUUUAAAAAUGUCACCACAUGUGUAAAACCUGAAACCACCACAAAAUAAAACCAAAAACAUUUAGACACGUAAAUAAACAGCUGUAAAAACAUGAAUAAUUAUUAAACUUAAAUAAAUUCCCAUUAGCAGCAGAUCUUCACCUGGUGUCUGCRUGAAAACAUGAACAUCAAGCUGAGCUGAUGCUGGGGGUCCGGGCCCCUCACGGCCCCCUCCGUCUGCAGGCCUGGCUUCUCCAGAUCCGGAAGCUGAGCCAGAGGUCAGAGGUCAGGGCGUGUCAACCUCCGGCUGCUUUAGGGAAGCGAUGCCUGCAGAACGCUUCCUUCCUCUGCAAUCUGUUCUGCUGAAAACGAGAAGCUGUGGAGAUUCUGUGGAAGGAGAAACUCUGGCCGCACAGCGGGCGAGAGAGGGAGGGAGAGAGAGACGUUACAAAACCACAAACUGCUGAGCAGACGGUUCCUGCCGGGAGGRGGAGGAGCCGCAGGAGGUUCUGCAGGUUCUGGACUCGGCCGGGUGGAUUCCUCCAGAGACGGACCGAAGAGACGCUUCAUCUCGCUCAGCUCCAGGUGUUCAACAGCUCCACAAACUGAAGACAGCAGAGCGUCUCCGCCAUGUUCAACAGCUUCAGGGACAAGGACAUGGACACCUGCACCCUCUGGGUCAAAGAGAGUCCUCCUGGCUCUGUCUCCGGCCUCUUCAGGUUCCGGCGCUGGUUGUUUCCUGCUCUGAUGGUUGCCGUGGUGUUUGUGUGCGUGUGUGUGUGUGCGCGCCCAGACACGAAGACGUCCAGCCGGCUGUGGACUGCAGAGGAGGACAUGUCCAUCCUGGCCGACAGGAUGGAGUCCCUGAACGCAUCGCUGCAGCAGAGUCACGAGUCCAUUAAAGACCUUCAACACCUGCGGGGGUCCAUUCAGGACAACAAGGACCGGCUGGCCUCAGUCUCUGCAGCCCUGCAGCAGCUGGCGGUUCUGGACUCUCUCAGCCGGACCAUGGACGGGCUGAAAUGUUCCCUGGAGCAGAUCGCCAGCAACAGCUCAUCAACGGGACCGUGUUGCCCCCCGGACUGGACCCGGUUCGGAUCGGACUGCUACUUCUUCAGCCAGCAGCAGCUGAACUGGAACCAGUCCCAGAGCUGGUGUGAGAGGAAGAGCGCUCACCUGGUGAUCCUGCACAGCGACCAGGAGUGGGACUUUGUGACCAAGAAGUCGGUUCCUCUCCUGUACUGGGUCGGCUUGACUGAUUGGAGGACGGGGAGGUGGGAGUGGGUGAACCAGACCCCCUACAGCAUAGAGCGCAGGCGGUGGGUCCCCGGCCAGCCCGACGCCUGGACCGGUCACGGUAUGGGUCCUGAAGAUGAAGACUGCGCUCAUCUCCAUAGCAACGGGCGUCUUAACGACAUCCACUGCAGCACCGGGCUGCGCUUCAUCUGCCAGAGACGCAGCAUCAACACCUGAAGACACCUGGACACAGGCUCCGCCCACAACCCGCCACCCUGAGAGACCAGUUAGAGACUCAGACACCUGAUGAUGAUGAUGAUGAUGAUGAUGAUGGGGCAUUAAAGGAACAUCUGGAAACUUCAGCUCCUCUCAGUCUCCUCCUUCUUCUGUUUGUGUUUAGUCAGUUUUCCCAGCAGCCACUGAUGUUUCACCGCACACAUACACACACACACACA